UACUACUAAUAAUUAGCUGCUUUCUUAAUAACAAAGUCAUCUAAAUUCUACUUUUCAACUAGUACUAGUACUCCAAAAAUGGCUUUUUUCCAAGUCCAUUAGCCUACCAAAAAUCCUAAUCCUUCAAUUUUUUUCUUCUCUGUAUUAAGUAUACAAGGGGUAUAGAUAAUUUUUUCGUGAAAAUCGUGAAAUUUGGUUGAUGGAAUCAAGAGGAUCGUUGAAAUCGUUGGCGCCGGGGUUCAGAUUUCACCCGACGGAUGAAGAAUUGGUUCGUUAUUAUCUGCGCCGUAAAAUCACAGGGAAACCCAUUAAAUCUGCUCCUAUUUCUGAUAUUGAUAUUUACAAAGUUGAGCCUUGGGAUCUUCCUGGCAAGUCGAGGCUGAAAACAAGAGAUUUGGAAUGGUACUUCUUUAGCGUUCUUGAUAAGAAGUAUGGUAAUGGAGCAAGGACGAACCGAGCUACAGAAAAAGGCUACUGGAAGACAACUGGAAAGGAUAGGGCUGUCCAUCGCAAUAAGUCUCAGGUUGUGGGGAUGAAGAAGACUCUAGUUUUUCACAGUGGUCGGGCUCCAAAGGGUCAGAGGACUAAUUGGGUGAUGCAUGAGUACAGACUGAUUGAUGAGGAGUUAGAUAGAGCUGGAAUUCCUCAGGAUGCGUUCGUGGUAUGCAGAGUCUUCCAGAAGAGUGGUGCAGGGCCGAAAAAUGGGGAACAGUAUGGGGCACCUUUUAUAGAGGAGGAAUGGGAGGAUGAUGAGUUACAGGUGCUUCUGAAGGACGAGGCUGCUGAUGAAUUUGUAUUUGAUGAUGAUAUUUAUUUAGAUGGAAUUGAACUUGACCAGAUUCUUGGAACCGAAACCACUUUGAAUAGUGCUCCUCUUCCUUUGGACUACUGUUAUGGUGAAAAUGGAAGUAGUGAGGAGACAAAUAACUCCUCUGAUUCACAAAAUUGGCUGCAGCAACCUGACGAGCUAAAACCAAUUGAUCUAGCUGUUCAACAGAAUGUUGAUGUCGAUCCAGUCAUGCAUGAAUAUAUUGGUGAAUCAAGCAAGAAUGUGAACUCUGAAGAUGUGGAUUACUUGCUUAAUGAACCAACUGUAAAUGCAACUGAUGACCUUCAAUUUAAGGAAGAAGCUUUCCUCGAAGCUAAUGAUCUUUCAAAUCCCAUUGAGGUUGAUAGCUCUGGUUUUGACAUGCUUGAGGAAUACCUUACUUUCUUUGAUGCAAAUGAUGAUUUCCAGAAUAUGGGUUUUGAUCCUUCAGUUUUGUUUGGAAAUGAUGAUCAAAUUUCUGAUCAAGCACUGCUGGCUGAGAAGAACAUCGGUGAGGUAACUCAGCAAUUUAUUGCACCCAACGAAGGGCUUGGUGAAUAUAAGAAUGAUUUUGCAUCAUCCUCUAAACUGGAACUGACUAAAUUUGGAUCAGAUCAUCAGUAUCCAUUUAUGAAGCAGGCAAGCAAGAUGUUGAGCAAUAUUCAUGCUCCUCCAGCAUUUGCUUCAGAGUUCCCUACAAAAGAUGCAACUCUCCGUCUGAAUUCAUUGUCUCAGUCAUCUAGUUCAGUGCAGGUCACUGCUGGUUUUCAAAUGAGGGACAUGACUGUGGGUAGCAAUGGGACGGGGUGGCCAUUGGGCAAGCAUGCGGAUUACAAUAUUUUCCUGUCUUUUGGCAUUUCACGAGGUAGUGAUGAGUCCGCCGUGGAGUCAUUUUAUAGCAUUCAUCCUGGAAAGACGACUUCAAUCAUAUCAAGGGGCUGGUUCUAUUAUCUAUUCUUUUCGUUCCUAAUGCUUUGUAUGAGCUUCAAAAUUGGGACCAUAAUUUGUGCCAGUUAAGGUAUCAGCACUUUAGGAAGCUCAAUUAUGCUGAAGCUCGAGGUUGCUGUUAUUAUACAAAUUCUCGGUACAUUAUUAGAUCUCAACUAAGACUUUAUACUGUGUCCUAAAGGAGGAAUUUUCUUUCUUUUCCUUUUUGCCUUCCUUUUUUGGGUGGUAAGUUAGAUAAAGUUUGCAGUCUACUGAUUGCUUAAAGUAAGCGAGGUUUUGGAUCAUUUUAAGCUUCCAGCUCUGAAACUUGAACAUGUUAUAUAUAACAGUUGUUGAGGUUUUUAUUUGGAAGACUUUCUUGAAACAUGUAGGAAAACUUUGCCAGCA
Nicotiana tabacum (common tobacco) is the source of this 2143-nucleotide messenger RNA. RefSeq names its product NAC domain-containing protein 53-like. Gene Ontology annotation, biological process: regulation of DNA-templated transcription. Gene Ontology annotation, molecular function: DNA binding. Lineage: Eukaryota; Viridiplantae; Streptophyta; Magnoliopsida; Solanales; Solanaceae. The record is from RefSeq and is a predicted model, not a curated record.